Molecule: messenger RNA, 922 nt
Organism: Musca domestica (house fly)
Lineage: Eukaryota; Metazoa; Arthropoda; Insecta; Diptera; Muscidae
Exons: 2
Coding region: 23-874 (283 amino acids)
Source: RefSeq, a predicted model, not a curated record
UUCACCACAAUGUGUUACUGACAUGGCGGAAGGUUGUGAAGACACUGACAACAAUAGUGGUAAUCGUAACGCCGAUAACGCUCCUACCAUGUUGGGCACCGUUCUGCCCUGUGAAGCUGCUAUAACCGCCUCCUUGGGUGUAUCCGGUGGUGGCGUAAUGAAAAGAGAAUUUGUCGAUGCCACCAGCGUUCUAGGCGCCCAUCUCACAGCCAGUGUUAGUUUGGCCAGUCCCACGGCGCCCAUGAUGUCGCCCAGCACAAUGUCGAAUAAUAAUAACAGCAACAACAACAACAGUAAUGGACUACUGAAUCCCAUGUCAGCAACAGUAACUUCAUCAACAAUAACAACAUCAUCCGCAACAACAACAAUACCACCACCCGCCGCAGCAGCAGCUAAAACCAAUGCUUCAACAAAUAACGGUUUAACACCCUUAGUUUGUAGCACAACUUUAUCUUCCUCCUCCUCGUCAUCAUCAUCAUCGUCCUCUUCCUCUUCGUCGAAUUCAUCGCUCUCAUCGGCCUCCUCCUCAUCUUUGAACUCCACAACAACGGCAUCCUCAUCGACAACAGCGGCCAUUGCAAAUACUUCGAACACCAAUAAAUCACCCUCCUCGUCGCCCUACUCAAGUGCCGCUGUGGCAUCGUUGAGUGGUAUUUCACCACAGUCGCCAGGACGUGGCGGCGGUACACCGGGUCCAAACAGUAAUGCCAGUUGUGGUUUUGCAGCACCCACUUCGACGACGCCGACCACAAUGGCCCCUGUGCCGGUGGUGGGAUCCUCCAGCAGCACACCACCACCAGCGCCACUGCACUUGGCAUUGAAUAUCAAAACAGAAGCGGUAAGUCUAUUACGAUAUCGUGUGAAAAUAUAUUGAAGGUAAUGUAGUUUCGAUAUCAAGUGUGGCAUUGAAAAAAAAUGGGAA